UGCUAUUUAUCAGCAAGUGAAGUCUCGUAGUGUAAGAUAAAUAUGUAAGUAUGCACAUAAGUAUUGCUUCUAUUUUUCAAUGAGCAACGUCAACCUUGAUCAAGGAUUUCAUUUCUUAAAAUAUUGUUAAUAAAAUUUAAAUUUCAGUUAAAUAUGUUCAAUUUUAUUGGAAAUUUAAAGACUUUGACCCUUUCAAAUUCCUGCACGAGAUCGAUGGUGCGACAUUUUUCUUCAAAGCAAUUAAAUGAUGUGGUUAUUGUUGCCGCUGCCAGAACGCCGAUAGGCAGCUUUAGAAGUACCUUAUCAAAUUUAUCUGCAACCCAAUUGGGAGCUGUAGCAAUCAAAGCAGCAGUAUCUAAAGCUGGAAUUUCUCCUGAUAAUGUUGAUGAAGUUUAUAUGGGAAAUGUAGUAUCAGCUGGCUUAGGUCAAGCGCCAGCCAGACAAGCUGCAAUAUUUGCAGGGCUUCCAAAUACAGUUUGUUGCACAACUGUAAACAAAGUUUGUUCUUCUGGAAUGAAGUCAGUAACUUUAGGUUCGCAGUCCCUAAUGCUUGGAUUAGCAAAUGUAGUAGUUGCAGGUGGGAUGGAGUCAAUGUCCAAUGUGCCGUUUUACUUGAAAAGGGGAGAAACACCAUAUGGCGGUAUAAAAUUAAUUGAUGGCAUAGUGUUUGACGGAUUAACCGAUGUUUACAAUAAAUUCCAUAUGGGAAACUGUGCGGAAAACACUGCUAAAAGUCUUGGUAUAACACGAAGUGAUCAAGAUGAAUACGCGAUCAGUUCGUACAAAAGAUCAGAAAAAGCUUGGGCCGAGAAAAUCUUUGACACUGAAAUAGCACCAGUAAAAGUACAACAAAAGCAUAAACCAGAGAUUACUAUUUCGCAAGAUGAGGAAUAUAAGCGUGUCAAUUUUGAUAAAUUCGAUAAGUUGUCAACAGUAUUUCAAAAAGAUGGGGGAACUGUAACUGCCGGUAAUGCGUCAACUUUAAAUGACGGUGGUGCUGCCUUGAUUUUAAUGACAGCGCAAGAAGCGGAACGCCUUAACUGCAAACCUUUAGCUACUGUUGUAGGUUUUCAAGAUGCAGAAACAGAUCCAAUCGAUUUUCCCAUUGCACCAUAUUUCGCGGUUGACAAGCUACUAAAAAAAACUGGGAUAAACAAACAAGAUAUUACCAUGUGGGAAAUCAAUGAAGCGUUUUCUGUUGUAGUUCUUGCUAACCAAAAAAAAUUAGAUAUCGAUCCGAAAAAAAUAAAUAUUCAUGGUGGAGCGGUAUCUUUAGGUCAUCCAAUUGGAAUGAGUGGAGCAAGAAUAGUCACGCAUUUGGUACAUAGUUUAAAAGGUGGUGAAUUGGGCUGUGCAUCAAUCUGCAAUGGUGGCGGAGGGGCUACAUCGAUUGUGAUAAAAAAACUGUAAGAAUUUCUUAUUUAAAAAAAGUAGAAAUUUUACACCAGAUUGGCAUUUAUUUUAUA
This is a messenger RNA of Condylostylus longicornis, 1466 nucleotides long. It is a transcript of the gene Acat1, whose product is annotated as acetyl-CoA acetyltransferase, mitochondrial. NCBI's taxonomy places the organism in Eukaryota, Metazoa, Arthropoda, Insecta, Diptera, Dolichopodidae. The coding region runs from base 154 to 1410 and encodes 418 amino acids. Gene Ontology annotation, molecular function: acetyl-CoA C-acetyltransferase activity. The record is from RefSeq and is a predicted model, not a curated record. The transcript is spliced from 5 exons. Gene Ontology annotation, biological process: fatty acid beta-oxidation.